UCGUGAUAUCCUAAGUUAGACAUUUAAUAAAAACACCUUACAUCUGUAAAAUACCAUACAAUUCGUUACAAACACCAGUUUGUUAGAAUCAUCUGUUACACUGCAGGUACAGUUUGCAUUAGUUCUCCUCCAGGCCUUCAUCAGCGAUCUGUUUCCAUCCAUGCGACCUCUGUGUACGACCGUGGCUGUAGUCGCCAGGCACGUGCACCGAUGCCAACCUCCUGCAGCGAUAAAGGCACGCGUAAUCGCUCCGGACAGGGUUGUGCCCGCUCUGCUGAUCGCAGGUAAACACACGCAAGCACCACCAAGACAUGACCAUCAUGCACAGUGCGUGUUAACACGGGGGCUUGAGUAUGGCACACUUAACCAAGCAAACGUUGGGAUUAAAUAUUCCUAAACCCGAGGGGAUAGAGGUUUAACGUACGUGGUUCUAACAAAGUGGCCUCCGAGUGUCAAUGCGAUUAAAAGUGGCAGCUACGGUUUUAUUCCCCAUGUAAACGUACUCGUUUUAGCCUUGUCCAAUGAAGCGCGACAACUUCAGUUGAUGAAUGUAGUGUUCAGCCUCCUGCCUCCUCCCCCUGCGGCGAACACCGACAGCGCGAUAGGUACUGCAAACUUUUGGAGACGCAUUCUAGACUCGCUCAUCCCGGAACCCUGGCCAGUCGACUGGGCAGACGGCUAGUGCGCGCAAAGACCGUGUGGCGUCCGUAAAGGUUUAUGCCAGCGGAAGCAGGCGCUAGUGUUUUCGCCUUCGUUCCUGCCGCAGCUGCUACUUCAACAAAGUUCACUCCAGUUCUGGAGAUCGCGUGCUGCUGGACUGUGAAAGGCUCUUUGUUCAGAGCAGCUGUUCGCUGGAGGAGCGGGAGGAGUGUACCUCACGCCCGGAGGAGCGGGAGGAGUGUACCUCACCCCCGGAGGAGCGGGAGGAGUGUACCUCACCCCUCCUUACCGUUACACACACCCAACACACGCUGGAGGAGAAAGGAGGAGGCAAAAGCAGGAAAGUGGGAGAAGACCCGAGGCCUCUCGUCUGCCUGUACGUUUUCGAGGAGGAGCCCCACAGCUGCCUGUAAACAGUGCUGGUGACGCGAUGGCGUCCAGACGUACCCUAGCUGCCGUGCUCCUGACCCUAUGCUCCGUGGCUCACGCAGGCCCACUGUCUCGGAGCCCGUGUGAGCUGCUGACCGUGGACGGAGCUCACCCCGUCCAGGCGCUGCUGAAGAGCUACGCCGUCCAAUCAGGUUGCUCCAGCCGUGGGACCAUUGCCCUCCCUCAGGAAGUACAUGUCAUCAACCUUCGCCACAGCGCUGGACAGAAACCGGCAGAGGUUGUGCUACAUCUGAGACCCGUCCAGUCUCUCUCUGUGCACCGCAAGCCGCUGGUCUUCAUCCUCAACUCCCCUGUGCCAGUGCUAUGGAGGCUGCAGACGGAGAAACUGGCCCCUGGAGUCAAACGAGUCUUUCUUGUGUCGGAGGGCUCAAACGUGCAGCUGGAGGCCAGGAAUCGCUCGCGCUCCAGCGAGGUACGGAAGGAGACAUUGCCACACAGCAACGAGAACCUGCUGUCCUGGGCUAAACUUCAAUACAGCGCCGUCACGUCCUUCAGCGAGCUCGCGAUGGCUCACGAUGUCUACAUCAAAGUUGGGGAAGACCCGGAACUGUCAGACACCUGCAAGAUUGACAACAAGUUCCUGUCGCUGAAUUACCUGGCAAGCUAUGUGCAACCUCAGCCGUCCAUGGGUUGCGUGCUCUCAGGUCCCGAGUCCCUUCAGGAGGUCCACAUCAUCGAGCUGCAGGCCCCCAACUCCAGCAGUGCGUUCCAGGUGGAUGUGAUUGUGGAUCUGCGACCCUUGGAAGUGGCGGGCCCUCUCCUCCGUGAUGUGGUGUUGCUGCUCAGAUGUGAGAAGUCUGUGAACUGGGUGAUCAGGGUCCAUGACAUACGUGGAAGACUCCACAUAGUGACGUCUGACAGUGUUAGCCUGAGCGCUAGCACGGAGCAGCUAAUGCAGGUGACCAAGACAGUGAGGCUGCGCCUUCCCACCGGCGCCCAGGCGCUUAUGCAGUGGGCGGAGGAGUGGGCCUACACCCCCGUCAGGUCCUACACCAGAACUGCCGUGGCCAACAUCUUCAACCUGAGACUCAGAGAAGCCGAUGUGGUGGACCCCCUGACGAAGAUGUUCCCUCCUGAACUUUCCAUCCUCCGGGACACCAACCCUCUCCACCCACAUGGCACCCAAGACCCCCCGGGCCGCCCCAGCUUGCCCUUCUUCUUCCCCCCAGGCAGGGACCGUCCCUUCCUGCCACUGGCCCCAUCUGUGCAGGAGCAGGGUCCUGAGGAGCACAGGGGAGCCCUAAGUGUGGGGCUCACCCUGCGCUGUGAGGAGAACCGGAUGGUGGUCACCUUGGACAAAGAGAGCCUACAGGCCAGUGGGAUCGGCAAAGCCAACAUAACUCUCCAGGAUCCACAAUGCAAAGCAACGUCCAACAUCACCCACUACAUACUGGAAACUCCACUUACUGGCUGUCAAACUGCCAAAUAUUCUCCCCAAUCAAGUCCUGUUGUCCUGUAUAUGAAUUCAAUCAUGAUCAGCCAAUCAGAGACGAAGGAUGGCAGCGGCUGGCCUUCAGAUGAUGAAGACCUUGAGUCUGGAGACGUGUUGUUCCCGGGAGAGCCCCACACCACUGAGAGGACUGCCCUGGACACAGCACAACGUUCAAUACUGUUCAACUGCACGUACAGCGUAGGUCAGGACCCCCCGGCGGGGGGCUUCUCCAGGACAGGUGGCGCCGGGAGGCCGCAGGACUCCGGAGACAACGUGACCUUCAGCAUGGAGCUCUUCAACACCAAACUGUUUCGCUACCCAGUGCCGCAGUCUAUUGCCACCGUCUUGGAAAACAAGCCCAUCUUUGUGGAGAUCUCUGCCACUAAAACAGACCCUGAUCUGGGCUUCGUGAUCCAGACCUGCUUCGUGUCCCCGAACUCCAACCCCAUGGUGCCGUCGGACUACAUCAUCUUUGAGAACGUCUGUCCCACGGACGACACGGUGCUGUACUACCCCCAGAAGGUCGACUUCCCCAUCCCGCACGCCCAGAUGGACAGGCAGCGCUUCAGCUUCACCUUCAGGUCAAGGUUCAAUGUGUCUGUGCUCUUCCUGCACUGUGAGAUGUCUCUCUGCUCCAACGGCCGUGAUGACCCUCAGGGGCUGCCGCAGUGUAUGAUGCCGAAGGUUGCCUGUGCGUCUGUCAGCGCAGACCUCAUCAUGAAAAUGGCCAUGAACACCAAGGUCUCCACCAAACCCCUGGUGGUCGUGUCCGACGAAGUCAAAACCGGUGACCGGGAAGAGGAAGCCAGCACGCAGAUGCCUGUUCCUCCAACUUGCAGCCACCCGCUGCCUCCCAGUGACGAUACCGUUCCACCCCACAGGCCUCCUCUGGCUCCCAGCAACAUGACGCCACCUGUGUACGUGCUGGACACGCCCACCGUGGUGGGCAUCGCCUUCGCUGCAUUCGUCAUUGGUGCCCUGCUCACAGGAGCCCUGUGGCUCAUCUAUUCACACACAGGAGGUUCGGCGGGGAGACAGCCCGUGCCGAGGUCUCCUCCUGUCUCGGAAAACGGCAGUGCCGCACACAGCAUAGGGAGCACACAGAGCACCCCGUGUUCCAGCAACAGUAACGCGUAGCACCCACCUCACAGCAUCUCCCACACACACUCACACACACACACACACUCACACACAUAAGGGCCUGGCAGGUCACUGUGCUAGGUUCAGAUGACACUUCUUUCCUCCUGGAUUCCUGCAGUCAGGCUCUGAAGCCCAGACUGAGUCGUGUAGCAUAAACGCAGCAUGAGGACCUGGCUGUUUUUUUUGGCAUGAAAACAACAGGAGCUGUGGACACCACCUCCUCAUCCGCCACUGGAGCUGUGGACACCACCACCACCACCACCUCCUCCGCCCUGCCUGCUCUCCUUGGGCCUUGGAGCACCACCAGAUGAAAAACGCGGAUGAGAAACAUGGACACAGUUUUUAUGUGCUGUUUAAAAAAAAACAAAACAAAAAAAAAACCAGAAAGAAUGAAAGGGAACGAGAGAACUACAAUAGAGAACUUAGUUUUGACCAUAUAUGGCUGGGUAAUGCCUGUCCAUAACAACGUGUGUUUACUCCCAUCAUUCAUCGGCGCGAGAGGGAAACGCGUCACUCGAGGGUGAGCCAGCGCGUGCGUGCGCAAUGCUGCAGCUCCUCAAAGAGACACACGAGUACGCUUCCACCCCAAUUAGUAAUUAGCACGAUGUUUAUCUUGGUUUUAGGGCAACAGUGACCCAACGCCAAAAUCAUAUUUGAAACAUCGAAACAAGGUGGUGUGAUUGGACUCCAGGGGCAAAGGUUGUUUGUGCUUUGAAUAUACUUUUAAGCUCCAUAACCUAUAUUCCUUCUCUGGGGUGGAGGAAUUAGCAUAACAGUGUUGCAGCCAGGUUGGAGUUUGGGUACACACAGGUGUGUGUUUUGGUAGGAUGUUGUUCUAGUACCUGGCUGCACUGACUGUAAGCUGGAACUGCUGAACACACCAUCACUCUGACCUCCAUCAUCAUUGACCUGUGUGAACGUCUUAAUACACCUAUACAGAUUUUAUCCUAAAAGAACAUUUAUAUAUAUGUAAAAACAAACAAGCAAAAAAAAAAAAAAUAUAUAUAUAUAUAUAUAUAGUUUAUUUUUGUGAGAGAAACUAUAAAGAACUUUUAACCAUGAAAAUAGCCACCUCUAAAUGCAACUAAUCGUCCUAAAGCUAUAGAUAACAUAGUUAACACUAUGCUCAUAUAUCAUGGAUAUCAGUUUCUAAUGUAAAGAUUCUAUGAGGUUAAUAUUUAAUAAGGAAUUGUUUUUGAAAAACGAUCUAUUUAUUAAUGUUAAUGUGCAUCAGCUAAGUACAAUAAUUUGGCCUAGACACUAGAAACUUUUAAAAAGUACAGAAACUUAGAGAUGAUUAUUAGAAAACUCAGAUAUAGAAUAAAAAACUGAUAUAUUGGAACUAGGAAUUCUCUUGGAAUUCUCGUGGAAUUCUCCUAGAUUUCUCUCUCAGAAUUCUUUGAGUGAAUGAUUUUAGGCUUAAUAAUUUGCUGGCAACAAAAAGCAAUUUACACAUUUACUAUGAGAUCACUGAUAUAAGUUACAGAGGUUGAUCUGUCUUAUCUGGGCAUUACUUAAAAAGGUGAGUUGAAAAAAGAGGCAGUUUAAUUUAGCGGAUUUUUACUCUCCUGUAGUAUGAAAUAUUUGUAAGUCAUGUCAGAAUAAUUCACACAUAUUGCUACUAAAAGACUAAUUUCAUACUACAUAAUUUAAAAUUUUAAAUGAUAUUUUUGAAAAAUUUUAUAUUUUAAAAUUUCUUUAAAUAUUAAAACGAGUCAAAUUUGUAGUCAAAUUACGGUUCAGAUUUCAGACCAACAUUCCACUCCUGUAAGUGUCAUAUCUCCCACCGAUUCAUUAGUGUUUGUUUCUUCUUUCUUAUUGUCCCCAUGUCUGGGAUGACCUUUCCUGUGUGUAGAGAGCCAUGCGUGUUCGAGUGUGCUGCAUGUGACGUGGUCCUUUUAUGAAUGAACACGAUGCCAAAAUGAUCCCACCGUCAAAAAUACACAUGAAUGUCAAAGAUGGAAAGACGCCUUUAAAUCACAUUGUUUGGACAUGUCGGGUCUUGGUAGGAGAGGAUGAAUCAGGAUGGACUUCGUUGUUUUGUGUAGUGUGCAGCGUAUACUGUUGGAUGUGAAACCCCGUAGUCUGCACACAUCAUCUGUGUCUUGUCAUUACCGUAAUUGCUUGCUGCGGAAUCUGUGGAAUGUAUUUUAUUUUAAAGCUUUUACGUGUAAACUUGUAAAGACGUCUUUUAGAGAGAGUAAACAAAGUAUGAAUAUAUAAAUAUAUUUGUGUAUAAAGUUAUAUUUUUUAAAGGUAUGACCUGGAGCCAAGCUAUAAUUCUGAUCACUUACUGUGAAAGUUUGUGGGUAUAUUUCUCUGCAAUGUAUCCGCAACAAUACGUAAUGUUUUGAUAAUCCAUGUGUUACGGCUUUGACACGGACAUGUAUUUACCGCAGCUGUGAUUAGCAUUUGUGGGUGAUAAAUCGCGUUUCUUUCUUUUUUUGCAUAUUUUAUCACUUUUGCUGACUAGAGAAAGUGGAGUGCUUAACCGUGCACACAUAUCCUUCCCUCCUAGAGGAAUAGCCACUCACAUCUUAAAAUAAUAAUAAUCCAUUAGGCGGUGUGUGUCUGUGUGUGGGGUGUGUGUCUCUGGGUGGGUGGGUGUGUCACUGUGUGUAGUUCAGAGUUCUUGCCGCGUCUCCUGAAACAGCUGUGUUGCGUUGUAUGUUGUAAGCGCUCUGAGCAGUGCCGAAUUGUGAUGUUUGUCUUUAAUGGCCAGUAAUCUUUAUUAUGGUCCAGGCCAACGGUGUCCGAAGUGUCCCCAACACAUUCUCAUCGUGUGUUCUCACUGUGUGUGCUAGAGAAAGUCCCUGCUCACUGUAGUUGACUCCUCCGGCACCUUUCUAGAAUGUUCCUGAGUCGAAUACUGUCUGUGUGUUUUCUUUGUCUGAAUGUUUGCUGUUGAUAUCUACCUCAUUAGGAGUGCAUAUGAGCUGUUUGCAUAUACUACAUGUUUGACUAUGUGUGUGGGUGUGUGUGUUCAUCUCUUAUCAGAGUGAAAUGUUUUGUCUGUUAUCUCCAUAUAUCAUCACAAUCAAUAAAGGCUGGAUGUUUCAUCAUAAUAAAUGUGUUACGUUGGAAGGCCCUUGAUAGCAGUGAAUCCUUCGGUCUUUAGGCUAAUGGAAGCAAACAACUGGGUAUAGGAGUGAGCACACGCUACACAACUGGGUAUAGGAGUGAGCACACGCUACACAGCUGGGUAUAGGAGUGAGCACACGCUACACAGCUCUUUCCACAGGUCAGUUCUGUUUCUGCAGCUCAUACUAAGUUGUUUCUGAUGGUAUGUGAAACAUUUUUGUUUGUAAAUACACUGCUCUGUAAAUAUGCAUGCUACAGGAAUGUCUUGUGUGUGUAUAUAUAUAAAAUAAAUUCCUAUAAUCUUUGUGAAA
Molecule: messenger RNA, 7074 nt
Organism: Electrophorus electricus (electric eel)
Lineage: Eukaryota; Metazoa; Chordata; Actinopteri; Gymnotiformes; Gymnotidae
Gene: tgfbr3
Product: transforming growth factor, beta receptor III
Biological process (GO): transforming growth factor beta receptor signaling pathway; epithelial to mesenchymal transition; cell migration
Molecular function (GO): transforming growth factor beta binding; transforming growth factor beta receptor activity; glycosaminoglycan binding
Source: RefSeq, a predicted model, not a curated record